This is a messenger RNA of Ylistrum balloti, 5473 nucleotides long. RefSeq names its product serine/threonine-protein kinase tousled-like 2. Gene Ontology annotation, cellular component: nucleus. The record is from RefSeq and is a predicted model, not a curated record. Gene Ontology annotation, biological process: peptidyl-serine phosphorylation; intracellular signal transduction; chromosome segregation. The transcript has 21 exons. Gene Ontology annotation, molecular function: protein serine/threonine kinase activity; ATP binding. NCBI's taxonomy places the organism in Eukaryota, Metazoa, Mollusca, Bivalvia, Pectinida, Pectinidae. The coding region runs from base 113 to 2323 and encodes 736 amino acids.
CUUUAUUUUCUGCGAGAAAAAAUAUUCCGGAUGGUUGGGCAUUGUUUCAUUUCCAGGUCCGUGAGUGCGCAAAUGACAUCAAUGUGUUUAUCAGCUGAUUUUGUUAAGGAGAAUGUUCAAUAAUAUCGGCGGGGGACCGCCAUCUUGGACUUCCAGCUCUAGCGGGUUGCCAGAUCGUAACAAAAUUAACGAGGCUGCAGCUGUCAACAAUAGCAUGGACAAUGUAAACCUACAGAGUCUGGACCCAAGAAAGCAAGAAUUGUUGGAAGCCAGGUUCUAUGGAAGUAGGUUUCAGCCUCUGAACAUUGCACCACAGCAGGACAACAGCAACCUUAGCGCUGGCUCAGCAGAGAGGGAUGACGAGCUUUCUGGAGUGGUCCACACACCAGAGAAGCAUGCUCGGACUCCAUCAGAGAGGAAGAGGAAGCGAAAGGCCACCAGUGAAGGCACUGAAAGCAAUACUCCAAAGUCCAACCGACCAGAAGCCAAUGGAAAGAAAAUCAAUGAAUAUUUCAAGCAGAACCAGUCACCUAGUCGUAGUGCCAACAGUCAAUCGGCCGGGACCAAGUCGCCCUCGCCCCAGGGGAUGAGCUACAGUUAUACUGCCCCCUCCCCCAGUAAUCACAGCAAUUCUGACAGUGUUGGCUACCCUCCUGUACCUCUCUACCAUUGUAACAAGACAAUACAGACGGACUUGAACCUACAACAGAUAGUUGUCCUUGAAAACAAGUCAUCAACACACAUAGAACAGAAGGAUAGCAAAAUAGACGACCUGCUACGGCAAAAUGAUGAAUUACGGCGACAAUUAACGGCACAGCAGAAGCUUAUAGAAAAGCAUAAAGAAAACUUACAGAAAUGUCUCAAUGUUAACAAGUCAUUAUUAAUAGAAAAGAGUAAGCUGGAGAAAAAGACAACGAGACAGAAAUGUAUGGGGGACCGUCUGAGACUGGGCCAGUUUGUCACACAGAGACAGGGUGCUACGUUUGUGGAGAACUGGGUCGAUGGAUGGGCCUUUACAGAUCUGAUGAAACAACAAGAACGAAUAUCAUCAGAUAGAGAAGAAAUAGAAAAACAAAGAAAACUUCUAACAAAGAAGAAACCAACCCCAACUGUGAUGAAAAACUCCAAACAUGACGCUUUCCUCAAGCCAGGUGGAGAUAAACCAAUGACGCUGGCAGAGUUCUAUGAACAGGAUGAGAUUUUAAAGUUGCGUCAAGCAAGCCUCAAAAAGGAGGAUGCAGAUCUCCAAUUAGAACUAGAAAAAUUAGAAAGGGAGCGGAACCUACAUAUACGAGAACUGAAACGAAUACAUAAUGAGGACAACUCUAGGUUCAAAGAGCACCCAACACUACAUGACAGAUAUCUUCUGCUGUGUUUAUUAGGCAAAGGCGGUUUCAGUGAAGUUCAUAAGGGUUUUGACCUAAAAGAACAGAGAUAUGUUGCGUGCAAGAUCCAUCAGUUGAACAGAGAGUGGAAAGAUGACAAAAAAGCCAAUUAUAUUAAACAUGCUUUAAGAGAGUAUAAUAUCCACAAAAGUUUAUUUUUUUCAGAAUAUGCUUAUAUUAAUGUGUUUGAAAUAGACAAUAAUUCAUUUUGUACAGUGUUAGAGUAUUGUGAAGGGAACGAUUUGGACUUCUACCUGAAGCAAAACAAAUCCAUUCCGGAGAAGGAGGCACGUUCCAUAAUCUCCCAGACCGUUAGUGCUCUACGCUACCUGAAUGAGAUAAAGCCACCUGUGAUUCAUUAUGACCUAAAACCAGGCAACAUACUGCUUGGUAGUGGGUCUGUCAGUGGUGAGAUCAAGAUCACGGAUUUUGGUCUCAGCAAAGUGAUGGACGACGACAAUCUGACACCAGACGGCAUGGACCUAACAUCCCAAGGCGCCGGCACGUACUGGUACUUGCCCCCAGAAUGCUUCGUCGUUGGUUCCAACCCGCCCAAAAUUUCUUCCAAAGUGGAUGUCUGGUCAGUAGGAGUGAUAUUUUAUCAAUGUCUUUACGGCAAAAAGCCAUUUGGACACAAUUUAUCUCAAGCUGCCAUACUAGAAGAAAACACUAUUCUGAAGGCUACUGAGGUGGAGUUUCCAGCCAAACCUCAGAUUAGUAAUGAGGCUAAGAGUUUCAUCAGACAGUGUUUGCAGUACAAAAAGGAACAUCGGCCAGAUGUUCUACUGUUGGCUCACCAAGAUUAUCUGCGGCCUGCCCCACUGAAAUCCAAAGGACAUUCAGGUGAUAGUGGUUUGGGGUCCGGAUCCAAUAGUGUUGUACAGGCGUCAUUGUCGCUCAACCAACCAUCCAGCUUUACAUUUGGGGACAGAACAUGACAACAGUGUGUUGAACAUUGACCCAAGGGAGAUAACCUCCCACAACAAUUCCAUGUGCUGGCCAAGCCUGGACGACUGUGUAUGGGGCUUGCCCCAUGUAGUCAUGUUACCGUCGCAAAGUUGUCUGGAUAUAGGGCAGACAGACAGGCAGGCGCAAUGCCAGGUCCCAAGGGAGCCUCCGGCAGACCUCACUUACACAAGAUUCAUCUGACUUGGUGAUAGUUCCUCGUCUUAACAGAGCUUGUGUGAAGAACUGCAUUAGAUUGGUGGAGUUGCUCCCACCAUUGUUUGUUGCCAACUUUUUUUAUUCAAUAAGAUGGCAUGAUAUUUAUGUUAUAAAAAUAACUACAUUGGUGUCAUCCGUUGGCUGUGAAAUAACCUGUGGAAUCAUGGUCAUGCAUUCAGCAUUUAGCAUAACAGAAUAUGGUCAGAUCUCUUCUCAAGACUAGUUGUGUUGGUAGGGAAUUGCCAGUGCAAAAAGAAAACAAAGAACAAAAAAACAAAAACAAAACCAGAUAAUUAAACAGAGUUCUAAAAACAUGGAUGACAUUUUUUUUAGCUCUGACAGAAAAAGAGAGAUUAAAAAUUUUAAAAAAUUUGAUAGAACUAUUGUUCAUUAAAAACACUGAUCUCACAAACUGCAUUAGACCUAAGGUCAACGUAUGUAUAGAUAACAGAAUUAAAUGGGAGUUAUGCAUGUUAAAUGUGGUUGUUGAUUGGUCAGGACAAAGUGUAUUGCCUGUUUUAUUGUUAAAACAUUUUUUCUCGAAGGAAAAGGUUUGUUUUUGAAAAACAGAAAUUUCAAAAAAUUGCAUGUAGGGUUUCAUCCUUUUUUUUUUUUUGUAUUUAAAAAUACAGGAAAUUUGAUUUUUAAUAUCUUGGCAAUGAAUUAACAAGAUAAUUUGACAAGUUCAAAUUCUACUGCCUGAAUACCUACACAUAGCUGUUUUCUGAAUACAGCUUAUAUCCAUGUUCUUUGUCCAGAGAAAAGCUGACAUUUGCUCUACACAAUCUGUCUUGAGAGAAUUUCUAGCCAUAUUCUUAUUUAAAAUUUGUGUUUUACACACAUUGUGGAAAGAGAGCAGAGUUGAGAACUCUAAGGUAUGCAUGAGGUUUACGUGUAAUAGGAGUUUUAGUCAUGAAGGAGAAACUGCUAUACAUAUAUAUACACAUACUUGCACUUGCGAAAAUAAGAUAUGGUUAAUAUCAAUGAAGAAUUUGACUACAACAAGUCUUGUUGUACAAGUUGUACCAAUUCUGUCAGGAGUUAGUUAUAUCCAGGAUGGUUUGUUCAGAAGCAGAUUGCCAACUUUGCACACAUUUUUUGUCUUCUCUGCACAACUUUAGCCAUGUGUUUUCUGAAAUCUUUUGCUGGAAAAGCAAAUUCUGUCAUUCCAUAAUCCUGUAAUGAGUCUCGUUAGAGGAUAUAUUUUCAACUGUGUAAAAUACAGUUGGAAAUUGAUUGAAACUUUGAAAAUGGUCUCCAAUUCUUUGUCGUCCUUCAGAUGUUGAAAACAGCAAAUGUUUUAUUUCUUUUGAGAUAUUGGUGAAACAACUUGUUACUAAUAUUUGCAGUUUUUUCAAUGACAGUCUUGAAAUAUCUAAAAGUAAAAACAAAAAAUCAAUUUAUUUGUCGCAAAAUUAAAACUCACCAUUUACAAAUUGCAUCACAUUAUUUUUAUAUUUGCAGGCAAAAUUAAAAAGAUUCACUAGAUUUCAAUCCAGGUCUUAAUAAUUCUGUGAUAGUUCUUUGUCCUGUGGCUUUGAAAAUCUGAUGCAAAUUAUCUUAGCAUCCACACCUGCACAAACCAUCCAACUAACUUCUGAAUGUCGCACAAGACUGCUGAAUGUACAAAGUGUUUGCUGUAUGGUGUGUUAUUGUUUUGGUUGGAGUGCAUGUGUGAAAAGUUUUAGCGAGUGCCAGUUCUCUUAGCUAAAAUCCUGUACAGUGUUAUUGUGUGUGUCCGCGUGUGUGCGUUUUUGUAUGCAACUCGCCUGUCCAAGGGGAUUCCAAAUCUAUCUUGUAUAAAUUAAUCAUGUAUAUAUCAAUUUUGUGUUGACCUCAUCGGAUUGAUUGGUCCACGUGUUCAAAUUACAUUUCUGUUUUUCGGGAAAAAGAAAAGGAAUCAAAUAUUAUGAAUAAGAAAAUUGAAUGAGUCAGGUUUACAGAUUUUUUUUGACAUACUGAGGAAUGAAAUAUGUCACAGUUCAUAUUCACAGAUUAUGAUUUACAGAUAUUUUGUAGUUAUUCGGAGGAUUGGUUUUGAAGCAUUUUCUCGUAUUUGACUUUUCCAGUGAGCUGUUAUUUCAAAUAGUUUAGAUUUAGAAUCAGAUUUCAAAAGAAUGCUUAAUAAAUGAUGCACACAUUUAGGUUAAAAACUGGUUUGAUUUUGGAAAAUUCAUUGCAGUUUUCUUGAGAUUGACGAAACUUGUGAUACUUGCAUUUUGGCAUUUUGAAUAAGUGAUUUUAUUUUUUUGUUUACAUCAAAUCUUAAGCUGUUCGACAGUUCUUUAUAUAAUAUGGAAGCAACUUUUCCUGAACAUUUGUUAUUCAUAACAGAGUUUACAUGUAAGAUGAUCAUUUUCAAUCCUCACUUCAGAAAUAAAGAUUUUUUCCUAAUUAUGAGAAAUUGUUUAGGAAAAAAGAAAAACAAAAAAUUGAGAGAGAGAAUUUAAGAUAGGAAAUUAUUUAAAUUGAUGAGCGUAAUGCUGGCCCAAGUCCUUAUGUAAUUGUUGUUGAUAAGUGCAACACACUCUUGUUACAAUGAACAGUUUUUCUAGGGGGAAAUUCUAUUGCUCUUGCACCACCUAUCUAGAAAACUACACUUGAGAUAUUUAUAUUGUAGUCGAGUUAAAAAUCCCUGUCUCAUUCCUAGAUGAUUGUGAUAUUCUGAAAUGUAACUUUGACUGAUUAAGAAGGGAAAGAUAAUGCUGGAUACAGGUGUUUUAAUUAAUGUUAAUUUUUUUUUUAUAUACUACUUUUAAAAUACACUUGUUUGGAGAAUGCUAUGAUAUGGAAUAUUAUCCCAUUUUUAGACGAAUAAAUUUCUGUUUAGAAAAUUAUUUGAAUGUUAUAAUAUUUUUUAAAAAUCAUGAAAUCUGUUCAUGUUUUAUUGAAGUUAGUCUUUUAUCUUUAAAUAGCUGUCAUGA